Molecule: messenger RNA, 1826 nt
Organism: Bombina bombina (fire-bellied toad)
Lineage: Eukaryota; Metazoa; Chordata; Amphibia; Anura; Bombinatoridae
Gene: MATN1
Product: matrilin 1
Exons: 8
Coding region: 1-1545 (514 amino acids)
Molecular function (GO): calcium ion binding
Source: RefSeq, a predicted model, not a curated record
AUGGACAGUAGCACAGUGGACUUGUGUUUUGUAGUCCGACAAGUCAACAUUUCAAAUACGUUUUGUAAAAAACAGCCGUCGUGUUCUCCAGACCAAAGAGGAAAAGGACCUUCCAAGCUGUUAUCUGCGUCAGGUCAAAAAGUCAGCAUCUGUCAUGGACCCAAUUGUAGGACGCGUCCCACUGAUGUUGUGUUCAUCAUAGACAGCUCACGUAGUGUACGGCCAUCUGAAUUUGAGCAGGCUAAAGUCUUCCUGUCCCAAGUCAUCGAGUCUCUGGAUGUUGGGGUCAAUGCCACUCAUGUUGGCAUUAUUAACUAUGCCAGCUCAGUCAAGAAUGAGUUCUCCCUCAAAACUCAUAAAACCAAGGCUGCACUACUUCAGGCAGUAAAAAAAAUCCAGCCUCUGUCCACUGGAACAAUGACUGGCCUCGCCAUACAAUAUGCCAUUAACCAUGCGUUUACAGAGGCUGAAGGGGCCAGAGUAAAAUCUCCAGAUAUCAGCAAGGUUGCUAUUGUGGUGACUGAUGGUCGCCCACAGGAUGGUGUGAAAGACAUUUCUGCCAGAGCACGAGAAAGUGGAUUGGAGAUAUAUGCCAUAGGAGUGGGACGUGUUGACCUAAACACCCUGCGUCAAAUUGCCAGUGAACCCUUAGAUGAACAUGUGGAUUAUGUGGAAAGCUACAGUUUGAUUGAGAAGCUCAGCAAAAAAUUCCAGGAGGCCUUUUGUGCAAUUACUGAUCUCUGCUCUACUGGAGACCAUGACUGCCAACAGAUCUGUGUCAGCGCACCAGGAUCCUACUCCUGUGCCUGCAGAGAGGGCUUCACCCUCAAUGAGGAUGGGAAGACCUGCAAUGCAUGUGGAGCUUCUGCCAUUGACCUGGUGUUCCUGAUUGAUGGGUCCAAGAGUGUACGCCCAGAAAACUUUGAGCUAGUUAAGCAGUUUGUCAACCAAAUUGUUGAGUCUGUAGAUGUGGGAGAGAAAAGGGCCCAUGUAGGUCUGGUACAAUACUCCAGCUCUGUCAGGCAAGAGUUCCCACUUGGCAGAUACAAUUCCAAGAAGGAUAUUAAGUCAGCUGUGAAAAAGAUUUCCUACAUGGAAAAAGGCACCAUGACUGGGCAGGCCAUCCAGUACCUCAUUGACAACAGUUUUGCAAUUUCUAACGGAGGCAGACCAGGGGUGUCCAAGGUCGGCAUUGUCUUCACAGAUGGUCGAUCCCAGGAUUAUAUAAAUGAAGCUGCCAUCAAGGCCAAGGAAUUAGGGUAUAAGAUGUAUGCAGUGGGUGUGGGUAAUGCUGUUGAGGAUGAACUCAGGAUGAUUGCUUCAGAGCCAGUGGCUGAACAUUCAUUCUACACAGCUGACUUCAAGGCCAUAAAGGAGAUAGGCAAAAAGCUACAAGUGAAGAUUUGUGUUGAGGAAAACCCAUGUGAAUGUGAAGCCAUUGUAAAGUUCCAGACCAAGGUUGAAGAGCUCAUCCAGUCGCUAACAAAGAAAAUUGAAGCAGUGUCUAAGAGAAUCACAGCCUUGGAGAACAAAAUCACUGUGUGAGCCCCUCUCCCCUUGUACUCCAGUCCUUCGUCUCCCUCACGGAGUCCAUCUACUCUUCAUUACCCUGGUUGCUAGGCCUCUGUCUCAUGGCCCAAGGACCCUUACAUCCCUCUCACAACAACACAGGGACAAUGUGAGCCACGAUUGGAUGCCAGCUUUUUAGCUCUUUCAUCAAAGAGAGGGGACAUACUACAUUCUGUGAAAUAUACUGAACAAACAAUUACCAUGUACUGAGGGGAAAAUGUAAUACUUUAUAUAAAGUAAACACAUAUAAAUCUAUA